AUGUCGGACGCCGCAGCUGGAGACAUUCCAGAUCCUUUUGCGCCACAAACUCACGUACCACACUCAGCCUUGAGCCGAAACACGCUACAUGGCAGCGGAUAUGAUCCCACCUUAUUCGACGAGUUUUUCGCGUCCCCAGCCUUCGGUGCAUGGUCUUCAGGUAGUAGGUCAUGGCAACUUCACUGCUAUGGAGAGCCUGGGUGUGGCAAAACGACUGUAGCUGCUUUUGCUGCCAAUCGUCUGCCAUCUGGCAUAAACGGGACCAAAACUGCUGUCGCAUCUGUAUCCAUCACUCAAUAUGUGUGGUCGACAUCAUUGGCGUUCAUCGAGGAUCUUUUUCAGUUCAUAUACUCAGAAUUCGGCAAUGAACCCAACGCGGAGUACGGAGCAUAUCAGCGCGCGUGUCGCUCCGGUGAUCCUGUAACCGAGCGCAUUGGGAAACUCGUCGGAGCUUUAAAGAGCUUCGCCUCCGGUGCUUGCAAGUUCCUCAUUCUCGACGGAUACGAUCGCAUCAACGAAGCAUUACAGUCGAUUGUCGAUACACACUUAUCCGCUCUGGAACCCAGCGGCUUCAAGGUGAUGAUCACACGAAGGGUUCCAGCGUUCUCUAUGUCCAUCAAUACAUAUUGCGACGAAUGCGAGCAGGAAUACCUUGAGCUCUGGUGGAAAUGUUCGCAUUGCAAUGAGUUCGAUCUGUGUUAUGACUGUGAAAAGAAGAAGAGUCUGAAAGAACCUCACAUAUGCCCGGUAAAUGGUCUCAAGGAACCCUAUCAGCAUGUCAGCAUCAAGUUGGGUCACUUCAACAUGGAGCGCUUGCUCGAAGAAAGACUUAGCGUGCACUAUCGCGAUAUUCACUCCGAGAACACGAUUCGCAUUGUUGAUUAUAUUGAGUCAAAAGCUGGUGGCAACAUAACACUUGCGUUGUUAUAUCUGGAGGAUAUCUUUAUCCGCGACCAGAUCGCUACCUUCAGCAAAGAUCGAGUUGACGACAGGCUGCCCAGGGACGUCAUUGCUUAUUUUGACACCGAGAUGAGCUUCAUCGAACGCAAAAUGGAACCCGAGCGCCUGCCUCCGCUCUAUGCAAUUGGUGCCGCUGCAGAUCAUGCGCAUGGGAUUUCUCUGGAAGAACUUGAACAGUGUAUACGCCUUGCCCAGAUCACUUGUUCGAGUUUAGAUUAUCCCAGGUCUGUUGAAGACGUCUUUACCGCAGCCAAUGGGUGGCUUACGGAUCUACGCACUGGAGAUCGAAAGGUGGAUAUAUGCUGCAAACCCGCCUUCUCUCUAUACGUGAAAGAGAAGUACAAUGAUUCGCUAGAACGGGCGAGGCACCAUGUCAAAUCUACGGCAGGAGAAAGGUCUGGUGCUACUCCAUUACAUCAGUUCCAAGAGACAUCCUCAUCGGACAAGACACCUGAUCUCUUAGGAAGCACAUUCGACACAUUGGCAAGCGACAGGCCUCCCCCGACACCGCUCAUGAGCCUCGAAGAUGGCCUUCGUAUCCGUGAGCUGGAAGGCACCUUUGGCCAGGCAUCAUUCCUCGACAAGGGCGAAGGGCUAGUCCAAUCGCCGCCUAGGAUCAACAGCGCUGAAUAUGUACCGCAAGCGUUUCAGGGCAUAUCUCCGCGCCAUAAGCCUGAAGGAAAAGCCACGCAACCAAAGCCAGAUCUAGCACAGUCGCCAGUGAGACUCAAAUCCUUGCACGACCAGCGAUCCAAGCUUUCCUUCCUACCGACACGACUUCUGGAUGUCGACACUGGAGAUGACAAUAUCAUCCGCUUAGUAGAUACGAAAACAACGAAAGUCAAGGGCCCUUAUUGCACGUUGAGUCACGCUUGGGGACCACGAGAGAAGCCGUUCCUCACUACCACCGUGUGGAACAUGGCGAAGCAUCUACUCACAGGCAUUACAAUGAACGAGCUUCCACGUAACUUCCAACACGCAAUACAUGUGACCCGCUUCUUGAAGGUGCGGUAUAUCUGGAUCGAUAGUCUUGCGAUCGUUCAGGCUCCUUUCGGCGACUUUGCAAAAGAAGCCGACCUCAUGCACAAGGUGUAUCGGUACUCGCAUUGCAAUAUAGUUGCAGCGGACUCAAAGGAUGCACACGGCGGCCUUUUCAAGACGCGAAAUCCUCACGAAAUCCUUCCGGUCACAUACCAGGGGACUAACGCGCGUCAUCAUUUGGGGAAGAAGAGUUGGACGAUUGUUCCAGCGGAUCUCUGGGAGCAAGAACUUCUAAGCUCCGCCAUAUAUAGUCGUGCCUGGGUCUUCCAAGAACGCAUCCUCUCUCCCCGCAUCCUCCACUUCACAAAGCAACAGAUCUUUUGGGACUGUGGUACACUCUCAGCCUGUGAGGUAUUCCCAAAAGGCCUUCCCUUCCCUCUCGACCACAAAGCGAGCACGGAUCGACACUGGAGAGGACGGCUAGCCAAAAGCACCGUCUCAUCCAACGCACUCAUCGGCGUCAACGACAAUGAAAGCUCCUACACUUUCUGGAUGUCAGCGGUACAAAACUACACGGAAUGCGAUCUGACUAAUCAAUGUGACAAGACAAUAGCAAUCUGGAGUAUCGCGAAGCUGUUACGCGAUUUCAUGAACGAGCAAUACGCUGUGGGUAUGUGGUCUGACGCGCUCGAGGAGCAACUAGCUUGGAGAGUGCGGGAUACUAAGUCAUGUAAGAGGAUACCGGAGCUCGAUGUCAAUAUCCCCAGCUGGUCAUGGGCAAGUCUCCAAGGUGCUGUUGUGCCUCAACACCGACUGGCUAUACGAGCGUACAAAGUCACGGAUCAUGCUGGCGCUAUCAUCAAUUUUGCGGUCAAGGAAGAGACUAGGCAAGGCGACAAGGAGCCUGUACUAGAAAGCAAAACAUUGGCUUUGAAGACACACAUCAACAUCGGGCGACUGGUUGAAGUGCAAGAAGAUCAAUACCGUCUCCAGUUCUCGAGCGAAACCUCUUGCGACAUCAUUGAACUAGAUGUCUUCCUCGACACCCCAUUAGCGACUACACGCAUCGAUCGAGAUCACUGCGCAUUCAUCAUCCUCGCCGCAUCCGCCCCUCCAAACACGACCGACACUCCCCACUCCCCCCAAUCUUCUUCCCUCCAAGCGCGCCAGACGUACUCCGGUGUAGGCCUCCUCCUCAUCCCACGCCGUACCUGGUUCGCCGACCAAGAACGGCUGUAUCGGGACUACAAAAGCGCACUAGCAGGCGCAGAACCGUCCCGAGAACAACAAUGGCGGCUGGAUGCAUUUGAGAAACUCGUGUUGCAGCCGCCAGAGCGAGUCAUGAAGAUGGAAGGAAAUAUUGGAAGCGUGUAUCGGCGGAUGGGAGCGCUGCAGUUUCGCGAUAUGGAUGAGCGGGCUUUCAAUGAGAUGACGGAUGCCAGGCAUCGGGAGGAUAUAUGGUUGGAGUGA
Messenger RNA from Alternaria metachromatica, 3411 nucleotides. RefSeq lists its product as uncharacterized. The transcript is spliced from 4 exons. The record is from RefSeq and is a predicted model, not a curated record. Gene Ontology annotation, molecular function: zinc ion binding. Lineage: Eukaryota; Fungi; Ascomycota; Dothideomycetes; Pleosporales; Pleosporaceae. The coding region runs from base 1 to 3411 and encodes 1136 amino acids.